AUGGCUUCGGCGGAGUCGGCCGCGAAGGUCUUCCGUGCAGGCCCAGAGCAGCAGGUCGGCGGGACCGGCGUCCCCGUGCACCGCUUCGACCACGUGCGCGCCGAGGAGGAGAGCUGCGCACCGCGGAGGGCUGCCGGGGUGCCGCGGCCGGCGACCGGGGCGACGGAUGGCACCGCGAUGUUCUGCACAAGCUCCCCCGGUGAUGAGCGCCCGGGCUCCCGCCGUCGCGGCUACCACCCCCCCCCCCCCUGGCUGAGACCCCAGAUUUCGGGGGGAUUGGGUUCGAGCGGAUUUGCCCACGUUGUUCCAUGGACCAGUAUUUAA
Molecule: messenger RNA, 324 nt
Organism: Prorocentrum cordatum
Lineage: Eukaryota; Dinophyceae; Prorocentrales; Prorocentraceae
Source: the annotation of a GenBank genome assembly